UCUUGGAAAGAAAAGACUGAAACUCUUAACACUUAGGAAAUAAGAGGAAAGCAAAACUGACUCCUGUUGGUUCCUUCCCUAAAAUGGGCAAUUAGACCAAGACAGAAAGAAAAAAAAAAGUCUCUGAAGAUCCAGCUCUGUAUCUGGCCAGGAAUACAGUUUGAAGAAGUUUCAGAAGAAGCAGGGGAUUGAGAAAACAUCUUGUCUGGAGGUUGCUGAAGCCCUUUGGGCUUUGGGGGAAGCUGGACGCAGCCCUGGCCCAGUAGGAUGCCCCCUUGCCCUCCCCAGCAGAGCAGAAACAGGUUGACACAGCUGCUCAGUGCAGAGCUGGGUGAGAUGGAACUGACUUGGCAAGAGAUCAUGUCCAUCUCCGAGCUACAGGGUCUCAUUGCUCCAAGUGAGCCAUCAUUUGAACCUCCAGCUCCAGCCCCUUACCCUGGACCUCCACCAACCCCAACCUACUGUCCCUGCUCAGUCCAUCCGGAUCCAGGCUUUAACCUUCCUCCACCACCAUAUGAGCUCCCAGUAUCCACAUCCCAAGUUCCAGACCCUUCAUUCCCCUAUGGCAACAUGGCCAUACCAGUGCCUAAGCCACUGACCCUCUCAGGCCUGCUCAAUGAGCCCCUUGCUGAUCCCUUAGCCCUCCUGGACAUUGGGCUGCCAGUGGGGCCACCCAAGCCCCAAGAAGAUCCAGAAUCGGACUCAGGAUUAUCUCUCAACUACAGUGAUGCUGAAUCUCUUGAGCUGGAAGGGACAGAGGCUGGUCGGCGGCCGAGCGAGUAUGUAGAGAUGUAUCCAGUGGAGUACCCUUACUCGCUUAUGCCCAACACCUUGCCCCACCCUAAUUAUACCCUGCCACCUUCAGAGACCCCCUUGGCCUUAGAGGCCUCCUCUGGUCCUGCACAGGCUAAGCCUGCUACACGGGGGGAAGCAGGGAGUCGGGAUGAGCGUCGGGCCCUGGCCAUGAAGAUCCCUUUCCCUACGGACAAGAUUGUCAACUUGCCUGUAGAUGACUUUAAUGAGCUCUUGGCAAGGUACCCACUGACGGAAAGCCAACUGGCUCUAGUUAGGGACAUCCGACGUCGGGGCAAGAACAAGGUGGCUGCCCAGAACUGCCGUAAGAGAAAGUUGGAGACUAUCGUGCAGUUGGAGCGGGAGCUAGAACGACUGGGCAAUGAGAGGGAGCGGCUUCUCAGGGCCAGAGGAGAGGCAGACCGUACCCUGGAGGUCAUGCGCCAACAGCUGGCAGAGCUCUAUCGUGAUAUCUUUCACCAUCUUCGGGAUGAAUCAGGCAACAGCUAUUCCCCAGAGGAGUAUGCUUUGCAACAGGCUGCAGAUGGGACAAUCUUCCUUGUGCCCCGGGUUACCAAGAUGGAGGCCACAGACUGAGCUGGCCUGUGUGUGUUUGGUGGUAGUUGGGGGAGGGGGAGAGGGCCUGGUGGGGAUUUUCCUCCCUUCUGUUAAAGGCAUCCCCCCAUACCCCAACAUCCAGAAGGUGCUAAAUUCUCCACAUUAGUACAAGGGGAACCCCAACUUUUUGAAGCUCUGCAGUGUUCAAUGAGACUUGCCUGAGGCCAGAGGAGAAACUUAACUUCCUAGGUCUCCAACCUCCACCUCUUGUCUAAGCAUCCCUCUUUUGGUUUUAUAAA
Molecule: messenger RNA, 1649 nt
Organism: Dipodomys ordii (Ord's kangaroo rat)
Lineage: Eukaryota; Metazoa; Chordata; Mammalia; Rodentia; Heteromyidae
Gene: Nfe2
Product: nuclear factor, erythroid 2
Exons: 3
Coding region: 268-1389 (373 amino acids)
Biological process (GO): regulation of transcription by RNA polymerase II
Cellular component (GO): nucleus
Molecular function (GO): RNA polymerase II cis-regulatory region sequence-specific DNA binding; DNA-binding transcription factor activity, RNA polymerase II-specific
Source: RefSeq, a predicted model, not a curated record